Pteropus alecto (black flying fox) is the source of this 1635-nucleotide messenger RNA. Its product is annotated as tubulin alpha-3 chain. The coding region runs from base 16 to 1263 and encodes 415 amino acids. The record is from RefSeq and is a predicted model, not a curated record. The transcript is spliced from 4 exons. Gene Ontology annotation, molecular function: GTP binding; structural constituent of cytoskeleton. Gene Ontology annotation, cellular component: cytoplasm; microtubule. Gene Ontology annotation, biological process: mitotic cell cycle; microtubule cytoskeleton organization. NCBI's taxonomy places the organism in Eukaryota, Metazoa, Chordata, Mammalia, Chiroptera, Pteropodidae.
CAGCCUGAUGGGCAAAUGCCAAGUGACAAAACCAUCGGCGGUGGGGACGACUCAUUCCAUACAUUCUUCAGCGAGACUGGGGCUGGCAAGCAUGUGCCCAGAGCAGUGUUUGUGGACCUGGAGCCCACCGUGGUCGAUGAAGUGCGCACAGGGACCUACAGGCAGCUCUUCCAUCCGGAGCAGCUGAUCACUGGAAAGGAAGACGCAGCCAAUAAUUACGCCAGAGGCCAUUACACCAUCGGCAAGGAGAUUGUUGACCUGGUCCUGGACCGGAUCCGCAAACUGGCGGAUCUGUGCACGGGGCUGCAGGGCUUCCUCAUCUUCCACAGCUUCGGGGGUGGCACCGGCUCUGGGUUUGCAUCUCUGCUCAUGGAGCGGCUCUCGGUGGACUACGGCAAGAAGUCCAAGCUCGAAUUUGCCAUUUACCCAGCCCCCCAGGUGUCCACGGCUGUGGUGGAGCCCUACAACUCCAUCUUGACCACCCACACAACCUUGGAACAUUCUGACUGUGCCUUCAUGGUGGACAAUGAGGCCAUCUAUGACAUAUGUCGGCGCAACCUGGAUAUCGAGCGGCCCACAUACACCAACCUCAAUCGUCUGAUUGGGCAGAUCGUGUCCUCCAUCACGGCCUCCCUGCGCUUCGACGGGGCCCUGAACGUGGACUUGACGGAAUUCCAGACCAACCUGGUCCCGUACCCCCGCAUCCACUUCCCCCUGGCCACUUACGCCCCGGUCAUCUCUGCUGAGAAGGCCUACCACGAGCAGCUGUCCGUGGCUGAGAUCACCAAUGCCUGCUUCGAGCCGGCCAAUCAGAUGGUCAAGUGUGACCCUCGCCACGGCAAGUACAUGGCCUGCUGCAUGUUGUACAGGGGGGACGUGGUUCCGAAAGAUGUCAACGCGGCCAUCGCUACCAUCAAGACCAAGCGCACCAUCCAGUUUGUGGAUUGGUGCCCGACAGGAUUUAAGGUGGGCAUCAACUACCAGCCCCCCACCGUCGUCCCUGGGGGAGACUUGGCCAAGGUGCAGCGGGCUGUGUGCAUGCUGAGCAAUACCACCGCCAUCGCCGAGGCCUGGGCCCGCCUGGACCAUAAGUUCGAUCUCAUGUAUGCAAAGCGAGCCUUUGUGCACUGGUAUGUGGGGGAGGGCAUGGAGGAAGGGGAGUUCUCUGAGGCCCGGGAGGACCUGGCAGCUCUGGAGAAAGAUUAUGAAGAGGUGGGCGUGGAUUCUGUGGAAGCAGAGGCCGAAGAAGGAGAAGAAUACUGAAUGGAAGAGUGCAGCUGGCAACCAUCCCUUUGUAUUCCCAUCUAUAACAUUACAAGAUAUGUUUACCUAUUAAAGUUUCUGUAUUGAGGCAUCAUCUGUCCCUUGUGCUGCACUGUGACAAAAUUCCCCUGAUACCUGCCUUUUUCCAAGUGGAUUUAUAGGGAAAAAACAUGUUUCCUCUUAGACUGAAAAAAUUAUGUAUGUUUAAUUGUGUCUGCAUGUUUAGCUACUGCAUUACUCCUAGAAAGGCUUCAAAAGGCAUGGCUCAGGGAAGUAGGAAAAAAAAUACUUUGAUUAUUUUAAACAUUCUUUAAAUCCUUUGUCCCAACCCAUGCUUGUUCUUUGGAGAAUGGAAAAGUAAUCUGGUUUUUU